CUCGAGCCCUUGGUAGAAGAGAUCUUCUAGCUCCCAUGGCCACCAUGAAUGGAUCGCCCAAGAUCGAUCCAGACGCCCUCGUCGAUGCCUGGCUCGCGCGAUUGGAUUCCUCUCUCGCCUCCGGCGAUGCAUCGGCCGCUGCCAAUCUCUUCGAGGAAUCCACUUCGUUCUGGCGGGAUCUCAUCGCGUUCACCUGGAACAUCGUCACGGUCGAGGGCCGGUCACAGAUCCACGCCAUGCUCCAAUCCACGCUCGAAUCAGUCGCGCCCAAGGGUUGGGUCCGCAACGGUACCGCCAGCUACAGCGCGGACUCGGGCGUCAUUGAGGCCUGGAUCAAGUUCGAGACGCGCGACGCGGUAUGUACGGGGCAUUUGCGCCUGAUGGCCACUACUUCCCUCUGUCGUACGCUACUCACCGCCAUGGAGGGGCUCAGGGAUUUCCCAGAGAAUAAGGGCCGUACGCGGCCCAACGGUGUGACGCACGGCGUCAUACGGCACCGCGCGUCAUGGCUGGACGGGCGCAAGGAAGAGGAGCGGACGCUGGGCAGUACCGUGCAGCCCUAUUGCGUCAUUGUCGGGGGUGGGCAGGCGGGUAUCGGGCUUGCCGCGCGGCUCCGGCAGCUCGGCGUGCCGUGCAUUGUUGUAGAGAAGAACCCGCGGCCGGGCGAUUCGUGGAGGAACCGCUACAAAUCGCUGUGCCUCCACGAUCCGGUGUGGUAUGAUCAUCUCCCCUAUUUGCCAUUCCCGGAGAAUUGGCCGAUCUUCGCGCCCAAGGACAAGAUGGGAGAUUGGCUCGAGGCGUACACCAAGAUCAUGGAGAUUAACUACUGGACCUCCAGCGAGUGCCUGGGAGCCCGAUUGGAUCCACAGUCCGGAGAGUGGGAGGUGAAGAUCCUGCGAGAUGGGAGCAAGGAGGUGACCUUGCGACCCAAGCAGCUCAUCCUGGCGACCGGGAUGUCAGGAUUUCCCAAUGUGCCACGGAUUCCCGGGCAGGAGGAAUUCGUGGGCGGUCUCCAUCACUCGAGCAAGCAUCCGGGAGGCGAAGCUUACAAGGGGAAGAGAGCGGUGAUCCUGGGAUCCAACAAUUCGGCCCACGACAUCGCCGCCGAUCUCUGGGAGAAUGGCGCCGCGGAGGUGACGAUGAUCCAGCGAUCCUCCAGUCACGUUGUUCGAUCGGAGUCGCUUUUCCGCUUCCUGACGCAGGAGAUCUACUCGGAAUCGGCGGUAGAGUCGGGGAUCACGACUGACAAGGCGGACAUGAUCUUCGCGAGCUUGCCAUACAAGAUCAUGGGCGAUGCCCAGCGAUGCAAUUCCGAUGCGAUCCGAGCCCACGACAAGGAUUUCUACGCCGCGCUCACCAAUACUGGAUUCAUGCUCGACUUUGGCGACGACGACUCGGGGCUCUUCAUGAAGUACCUCCGCCGUGGAUCCGGCUACUACAUCGACGUGGGCGCAUCCCAGCUGUUGAUCGACGGCGAGAUCAAGCUACGCAGUGGCGUCACCAUCGCGUCGCUCAAGCCGAGCUCGGUGGUGCUGAGCGACGGUACGGAGAUCGCGGCCGAUGUGGUGGUUUUAGCCACGGGGUACGGAUCUAUGAACCAAUGGGCCGCGAAGCUAAUCUCCCAGGAGGUGGCGGAUCGCGUGGGCAAGUGUUGGGGGCUGGGAUCGAACACGCGCAAGGAUCCCGGGCCGUGGGAGGGGGAGCUCCGGAAUAUGUGGAAGCCCACCGCGCAGGAAGGGCUGUGGUUCCAUGGUGGGAAUCUCCACCAGGCUCGUCACUACUCGCUCUAUCUGGCGCUACAGCUCAAGGCGAGGAUGGAGGGAAUCGCGACGCCGGUGUAUGGCAUGCCCAAGGUCCACCACCUCAGCUAGACAGUGUCAACUCAAGCAAUGGUCAAAGGUCAAUGGUCAAUUGCUAGUCAAACAGUCAAUAACAUUUAAAAUUUGGAGAAAAAAAAACGAAGAUAACCGUUGGGAAUUAGGUUUAGGGCUCUUGCUGCGAUGGAUGCUGUUUGAUUUCAUCCUUAUCCUCCUGACAAAGAGAUUUCGAAGGCUCUCAAUCCAUAGUACAUGAUUUUUCGUGUCUCCUUCUUGUAGGCUUUGCAAAGGGGAUAUUUUACAAGGCGAGUAGCUUGUACGAUUACGAUUUUCAUCACGAGAGGGCAGCUUUUCUAAAAAAGAAAAUUUCUUGUGGAAGUUGUCAGGCUCUGGGCAAUCUCUACAUCCUUGUACCAUCAAGAAGAAGAUAAAAAUAAGGAACACGGUACUGUGAA
This is a messenger RNA of Selaginella moellendorffii, 2272 nucleotides long. RefSeq names its product probable indole-3-pyruvate monooxygenase YUCCA5. The transcript has 2 exons. The coding region runs from base 36 to 1871 and encodes 611 amino acids. Gene Ontology annotation, molecular function: flavin adenine dinucleotide binding; monooxygenase activity. Lineage: Eukaryota; Viridiplantae; Streptophyta; Lycopodiopsida; Selaginellales; Selaginellaceae. The record is from RefSeq and is a predicted model, not a curated record.